Periconia digitata is the source of this 994-nucleotide messenger RNA. NCBI's taxonomy places the organism in Eukaryota, Fungi, Ascomycota, Dothideomycetes, Pleosporales, Periconiaceae. The record is from the annotation of a GenBank genome assembly.
UGACGGAGGUUGCGUGUACAGGACUGUCUACUAUCCGGUCGAGAUCUGCAUCUCGCCGUUAGCCUUACAACCCCUGUCACCUUUUAUCGGCUCCUUCCGUCAUUCCACCUCCUGGCUCAACGCCUCACUCACCAUCCAACAUUCUCAAACAACCACUCCCCAACUCGCACCACCACCACUCCGCUCCCCCUUCGCUCUGCUCCGUCGCGCGCGUGCCCUUCUCACUGAAUACCCUCGUUCCUGUCGCACACACUUCAUCAUGCUGUCUCUCUCGGUCGCGACGAUGCUGCUCAGCGCCAGCGCUGGCUUCGUGGCUGCACAGACCACGGCAGACUCGGUCCCGGUCACUGAUCUAGUCGGCACCUGGUCUACUAAGAGCAAUUCUACGCUUACGGGUCCGGGAUUCUAUGACCCUCAGAAAGACAGUUUCAUCGAGCCGAAGCAUACCGGAAUAUCCUACUCUUUCACUGCCGACGGCUUCUUUGAGGAAGCAUACUAUCGUGCUGUCGCAAAUCCAUCGAAUCCCAAAUGCCCAAAGGGCAUAAUACAAUGGCAGCAUGGCAAAUUUAAGAAGCUGGCCAACGGAACUCUGGAGUUGACACCUAUCGAGAUUGAUGGUCGACAAUUGUACUCGGACCCUUGCGCUUAUAAGAACUCGGUGUAUACCCGAUACAAGGCCAAGGAGAAGUUCCUGCACUACGAGGUUAUCAAAGACCCGUACCACCAGAUAUCGCGCCUCAAUCUUUUCAAGUGGGAUGGUGCUCCGAUGCAGCCGCUCUACCUUGCCAUGUCACCGCCAACGAUGUUGCCCACUACCACUCUGCACCAGACGAGCACCCCAACCCCUACCAAUAGCAAGAACAAGCGCUCUGAAUUCCCAUUCUCUCCUAGUGCGCUUAGUAAACGAUCUCCACAGCAGCUGCAGGCAGAUCGCUGGUGGUGGUUUGGUGUGGUUCUUACUGCGACCGGUGGGACCUUGUAUUUCUUUUUCUAG